GUUUGCUGUUAAGGUUGGUCGGAAAUGGGUCAGCUGCACAAGCUGGAUAAUAGGAUACAGAUAAUGCUUAAAAAUGGCAUUCUUCGGAAACAUAGGUCGAUGUUUGUCAUGGUUGGGAAUAAAGGCCAGGAUCAGGUCCCCAUAAUGCACCAGAUUUUAAAUUCUCUCUCAAGUAAAGGACGGCUCAGCAUUUUGUGGUGCUACAAAAAGGAGUUGAGUUUUAGCACUCACCGCAAGAAGAACCUCAAACUUUUGAGGUAUGUUGUCUACAAAUAAAUUCCAAUGUGUUUAGCAAAAGGCGGAAAGCAGGGUUGACAUCUGAUGCUACAAUUUUCGAGCAAUUUGUAUGCUCGACAGAUAUACGUUGGUGCUAUUACGACGAGUCACAUAAAAUUCUUGGACAAACAUUCGAUAUGUGUGUGCUUCAAGAUUUCGAAGCUCUGACACCAAACUUACUUGCCCGGACUAUUGAAACUGUUUCUGGUGGAGGUCUCAUAGUUUUCUUGUUAAAAUCUAUGACUUCUUUACAACAGCUUUGCACUAUGGCUAUGGAUAUCCAUUCUCGAUAUCGCACUGAAUCCCAGCACAAUGUUGUCGGACGAUUUAACGAAAGGUUUUUGCUAUCAUUGGCUAGUAACCCUCGAUGUCUUGUAUUAGACGAUCGAUGGAAUAUCCUACCACUGUCCCGGAAAGUUCUCAGUUCACUAACGACAUCGCAGGCUGAUAUAAGUGAUGAGUCUAUUCUUCUAGAACAGAAGGAACUCCAAAAGCUUAAGGUCUCUUUAGCUGAAGAUGGCUCACCAUUUGCUCCUUUAAUAAAGUUGUGUAUCACAUUUGACCAGGCUAAAAGUCUUGUCCAAUUCUGUGCUUCUUUGGCUUCAGCUUCGCAGUUACAAAAUAAGGGGUGCAAUAAAAAUACUCAGGAUACCACCUCCCUGGCUACAGCAAACUCUCUUCUUUCUUCGAUCGGAGCUGGAACUAAGGAAACUAGUAGCUCAUCAGCCUUUGUUGUUGUAACCUCCGGUAGAGGCCGGGGUAAAUCUGCAGCAUUGGGACUUGGAUUAGCUGCUGCUUUUGAAACUGGUUUGCCUAACUUGUAUGUUACUGCACCCAGUCCGGAAAACCUAAAUACACUUAUGCAGUUUGUUGUAAGUGGUUUAAAUGCUUUUCAGUAUGAAGAGCACCAGGAUUAUAUUGUUAGUCGCUCAAUGAAUCCUGAACACAAUCAAGCUACAGUUAGAAUCGACGUUUACAGACGAAGCCACAGACAAUCUCUUAUCUAUUUACCACCAUGGGAAAUGGCUGCCCUAUCGAGUGUCAAACAAGCAGAUCUAGUAUGUAUAGACGAAGCUGCUGCCAUUCCACUACCUCUCGUACAAUCCAUUAUCAGUGGUCCAAGAAUUGUAUUUAUGGCAUCUACUAUUAAUGGUUACGAAGGCACUGGUCGAUCUUUAUCCUUUAAACUGCUGCGUCAACUGCGAUCACAAUGCACCAUUUCAGGAACUACAACAAAGUUGUCAACAGAUAAUGUAAAAUCUAAGUCUGUUCAGUCGACGGGGAAAGACAAGAUGUUAUUGGGGAAAGGUUUUCGAUCAGUUGAUACUUCACGGGUUUUAUUUGAAGUAUCUCUCACUGAAGCUAUUCGUUAUGCUAGUGGCGAUCCAAUCGAAGCUUGGUUAUUUGACUUAUUGUGUUUGGAUUGUGGAGAGUCUCUGUCUCGUGAAAAACAAGCUAAUGAAGUCAAUAUUUAUCUUCCUCCUGUUGAUCAAUGCCAGUUGUAUUAUGUUAAUAGGGAUACUUUGUUUUCAUAUCACAAGUCAACGGAAAUAUUUUUACAUAGACUGAUGGCUCUUUAUGUUUCGUCACAUUAUAAAAAUUCUCCAAAUGAUUUACAACUACUUUCAGAUGCACCUGCUCAUCAUAUAUUUUGUCUUCUUGCUCCAUAUGAUCAUAAAUCUGGCUGUGUACCAGAGGUUCUUUGUGUGCUGCAAGUUUCUUUAGAGGGGAAAAUAAACAAGGAUCGAGUGAUGCAUAACCUUUCUCGUGGUUUACGUCCUUCUGGUGAUUUGAUCCCUUGGACAUUGUCUCAACAGUUCUGUGAUGCUAACUUUGGUGAAUUAUCUGGUGUUCGUGUAGUACGAAUAGCUACUCAUCCUGAUUAUCAAGGUCUUGGUUAUGGGACAAGAGCGUUGAAACUCUUAUAUGACUAUUACAACGAGCAAACGGAUAUUAAAGUUCUUUCAGAAAAUCAGCAUACUGACAUCCAAACUGAAAAUGUUGGCUGCAAUCGUUCUACCAAAGAGACUAAAAGCUUGAACCAAACAUCCAAUAAAUCUUUAAAAUUCAAACCUUCAACCUUAAGUUUUAACUGUGAUUUAGAUGAAGAGAACUAUGACAAUCAGGAUGACUCAGAUGCUAGUUUGGAAUCUAAUAAUACAAGAUUAUCUGAAAAUAAUUCAAAUCUUCUCACAGAAAUAAUCAAACGGCGUGAACCUACGAGUCUGCCCCCUUUACUUAGUCGUCUUAUUGAACGUCCUUCUGAGAAACUUGAUUACAUUGGUGUUUCUUUCGGUGCUACUCCCAGCUUGUUAAGAUUUUGGAAACGAUCAGGUUACAUCCCAGUCUAUCUUCGUCAAAAUAUGAAUGAGCUGACAGGGGAAUUUACAUGCAUAAUGGUGAAACCAUUUAAGCAUCAAAGUGUCUCGUCGCAAUCGGCAGAAUGGCUUCAGAAUUACUUUUAUGAUUUUACCAAACGUUUAAUACAUCUUUUCCCUGGACCAUUUAGACAUAUGGAUGGAACUUACGGUCUUGAACUCCUUAGUCAUAAAUCAAUGGAUACUGCAAUAUCUAAUGGUAAUUUGUUAAAAUUGUUAAGUUUUUCAACUUCAUCUAGUUUACAUGCCCUAAAAUUCUUCUAAUCCCUUAAAACUAGUCCAUAUAUAUUCAUUUGAUGUUAGGUUCCCAUGUUUGAUAAGUAGAGUUUGUCGCCAUAAGUGAUAACAGGCCUAGGAUCUCCAAAACGGCCAUAUUAUUUUAAAUAAAUUGUAAUAAUGAAAACAUAGUGACUAACCUUCAAAAUAUAAACCACAUAUUAUGCAACUUUUCGCUUAGAAAUCUAUAAGAAACAACAGCAUGUUGCUGUUCUGUCAAUAAUGUUGUACUAGAUCUAUUUUUUCGUUUAUGACUGAAUACAUAAAUUGGAGUACAUACGAAUGGUGUUGAAAAUUAGAUAUUUUGUUUACAUUCAAAAAUUAUGAAUAUGUAGUGCAUAUGCUAAACUACAUCCUAUUUAGACGUACAGAGGUGGCUGUAAUGGGAGUAAAUUGGAGGAUAGUUAAGAGUAAACUAAAUAGAGAAGUAGGAUUUACUGCUAAUUUAAUCUGUGUUACUACGUGCAGACCGUUUAGUUGGAGUCUGCAUGAUAACUAGGAUUAAUACUCAAGUUAUUUAUUAUCUCGUUUACCAGGUACAUGAUCGUGUCUUUGAACCACACUCCAAGUGUAAGAGAUAGUAUAACUACCUGAUUGUCCACAUACUAAGUGGAAUGAGGUUCAAACUUGUGAUUUAUUAGCUGAGAGCCGAACUUCUUAACCUGUUACUCACUCCCCCACUCCAUAAUUAUUCAUAGCUGAUGACCUUAAAGAAUGAUAUGAAACCUAUCGUUGUAAUUCAGUUGUAUACAUACUUUUUAUUCCCUUAUUUCAUUUAUCUAGUAUAAUAUAUCGGUCUUUUUCGUUUAGCAUUGCUACCUAUACUAUACUAAUCUUGGUCGUUAUUCGACACAAGUCAUGUAAUUACUUUCAGAAUAUAUAUAAUUUGUUAUCAUUCCUUUCGAGCUACUUUUGUGUUUAGUUAUACCAUUAUCCAACCUCCUUAAAGGUUCAUUCACCAAUGUUUUAACUUGAGCCGAUACACAUUCAUACUAGGUCCUGUAUGCGUUCUGACUAGCCAUAUUGACGUCUGUGAAACGUUUUAUCUUUCAACUUAAUGAUGCCUAUGUGAGUAUCGUUGAUUAUAUCAGUUCACCUUAAUUCUAGAAUUUUAGAAAUUCCACUGCCGUAUUAUAAAAUAAACAGUGAUUGAAUUUUUGAUAGUUUUUAAGUUAAUAUAAUUUUUUAACAUGGGUCUUUCUUUCUCAUCGAUGUGUUCGCACUGUUGAUUUUAACUCCAUUCUCUUUGCCUUGUCGGUUGUUUACUUGAAGUAGAUACGAUUCGUCUUGAUACAUUACCCAGUCAAUUGUACUCUUAACUUUCCAGUGUGGAGGACAUAUAAUAAACCUGUCCAUAAAGUUAGUUUUGGCUUAAAACCAACUUAAAUUAUCGAAAUUAAUCAAAUACUUAGCUAUAUCGUUUAUUCUAAAUUUCAUUUUUCCUAUGAGUAGAUUUUAAGUGUAUAUUAUAUUUUGAUGGAUCAUUCUUAUUUUAUUUUAUUUUAUUUGAUCACAUAAAUAUUGGUACAAGGGGGCACCAAAUACUUAUGCACCACACAAUGACAAUGAGGAUGGAAAGAGAGAAAAGAAUGUAAGGUGCGUAU
Messenger RNA from Schistosoma mattheei, 4534 nucleotides. The record is from the annotation of a GenBank genome assembly. NCBI's taxonomy places the organism in Eukaryota, Metazoa, Platyhelminthes, Trematoda, Strigeidida, Schistosomatidae.